UGACUGCGGCCUUCUGGGAGCUGUAGUUUGCACGCCAUGAGGCUGCUGGGAACUGUAGUGUGGUUUCGCUUGCCCUGCCUGCGUAAUGGCUGCUUACUGGAAGAUGAAUCCACCCCUAUUGGUUUCUUACAGAUCUGACAAGCAUCUGUAGUGACCUGUGAAUUCAUCAGUGAAGCAAGAUGGUGGCCUUUAACUGGAGGGCUUUGGAGAAUUUCCCCCUGUUGAUGUACAUUUUAGCUGCUAAAACAUUAAUUCUUUGCUUGGCUUUUGCUGGUGUAAAAAUAUACCAGAGAAAAAAGAUUGAAGAGAGAAUGAAAAAAGAACGUGAGGAAAAGCUGAAAAAGGAAGCAGACAAGAAGGAAAGUUGAAACUUUACAUGAGACUUCUUGACACUUGGCAGCUUGCUUGGACUGUGCCUGGGAGAACUGAAUGAUGUGUGCGAAGGAAUAAAACACUCCACAAAGUAAUUCUUUCUUGAGCUGGAUAUUGAUUUUUUAUACACACAAAAGGCAUAUUUAGGGCUUUAUUUAUGCAAUAAAGAUUCCUUUGUCAAA
Molecule: messenger RNA, 554 nt
Organism: Alligator mississippiensis (American alligator)
Lineage: Eukaryota; Metazoa; Chordata; Crocodylia; Alligatoridae
Gene: SMIM11
Product: small integral membrane protein 11
Exons: 4
Coding region: 180-368 (62 amino acids)
Source: RefSeq, a predicted model, not a curated record